GCGCGCGCGCGCGCGCGUGUGUGUCCAUGACGCGGCAGUGGUGGGGAGGGUGGAAGGACAGGGAGGGGAGGGGUGCAUUAUACUUGGUCUCCUCCGCUUCCCGCACUCCUUCGCUCUCCACCGCCACCGAGGCGCAGGUUGGGCGCAGGCGGUGGCGGGCCGGCAUGGAGAGCCUGUUGGAGAACCCCGUGCGUGCUGUCCUCUAUCUGAAAGAGCUCACGGCCAUCGUGCAGAACCAGCAAAGCCUCAUCCACACCCAGCGCCAGCGCAUAGACGAACUGGAAAAGCGGCUGGACGAGUUGAGCGCUGAGAACCGCAGCCUGUGGGAACAGCAGCAGCUUCUGCAAAACCAGCCUCCGCCUGGGCUGGUCCCCCAGGCGCAAGCCCCACUCCAGGCUUCCCCGGCUUCUGCUAGGGCCAGUUCCCCUGAACCUCCCCAGAAUCAGGGACAGCUCUCUUCCAUCGCCUCACUGCCACCGCUGGUAGUGGCUGCGCCGCCGCCGCCUCAACCACCGCCGCCGCCGCAGCUGCAGCAGCCAACUCAGCACCACGGACAGCUCGCAACACUACCCCAGCCGGGCCCCAGCAGAGCUUUAACACCCCAAACACCCCACCAGCAUAUCGCGGUCUCCGGAGCCGCUGCCGAUAAGGAAAAGGAGCGCCCCCCUUGUUGCGCCGCUGCUGGAACCCUCCUCCCCCACAAGCCCCCUGCCGCCCUCGGCAAGGGCGUCCUAGGCAGGAGACCUGAGAAUGAGACUGUACUACACCAAUUCUGCUGUCCAGCUGCUGAUGCCGAACAAAAGCCUGCAUCUUCAGACCUGGCCUCCCAAAGUGACGACUCCUACAUCCAUGCCGGGGGUGGCACAGAGGACCCUUCGGCCAGCAGACCCAGCGCCCAGGAGCUGCAGGAGGAGGAGGAGCUGCUAGGGGCAGGGGGGACCUCCGUGCUGGCAACGAAGGCCAGCCUCCACCACACAGCCUCCCCUGGCCAGCAGCAGCAUGCCAAGAUGCUCUGCUCCCAUGCUCCUACUGCCUCUGAUUACGAGCUCUCCCUUGACUUAAAGAAUAAACAGAUUGAAAUGCUAGAACACAAAUACGGAGGCCACCUGGUGUCCCGGCGAGCAGCUUGCACCAUUCAGACAGCCUUCCGCCAAUACCAGCUUAGCAAGAACUUCGAGAAGAUUCGCAACUCCCUGCUUGAGAGUCGGCUUCCCCGGCGAAUCUCCCUGCGCAAGGUUCGGGUCCCCAAUCCAGAGACUUUUGCGGCCGAGAAGGCUCUGAUGGAGGGCUACGGGCUGAUGGGGCUGCCCCUGGUCCGCUCUCCAUCUCUGCCAGCCACCAUCACAGGCACCCUCACUGAGCUUGAGGACUCCUUCACAGAGCAAGUCCAGUCUCUGGCUAAAUCCAUAGACGAUGCUCUCAGCACCUGGAGCCUCAAGACGAUGUGCUCCCUCCAGGAAGGGGGCUCCUAUGAGAUCCAUGAGACCUUCCAUGCUGGGGGGAUGGGCCCUCCCGGUCUGGAGACAGAAUUGAAGGAGCAGGCGGAAGCUGGAGAACUGAGCCUAGAAGAGGAGGAAGAGGGCAGUGGGGCAGGGGGUGGGCUGCCCAAAAGUCGAAGCACUCUCAUGAUGGCUUUCCGAGAUGUCACAGUCCAGAUCGCCACGAAGAACAUCUCGGUUUCCUCCUCUACAGCUGUUUCUGUGGCCAACUGUCUGGGAGGGCAAGAGACUCCGGUUGGAUUAGCCCCUGCGGCGGGCAAAGGGGAAGCAGAGGAGGGAGGAGGAGCGGAGGCUUUGGCUUCCCCUGCAGUGAGUUCAGCCGCUCCAACUACUGGGCACACUUGGACAGAAGGUGGGGCCGUUGGGGACGUUAAUACGAAUGGGCAGGAGGCUGAGGGGGCAAUGGGUGAGGAAGAGGAAGAAGAAGAGGAAGUUGGGGGGUCAUUCAAAGGAGGUGAGACGGAGACUGGUGACAACUCGGAGCAACUAAGCAGCAGCAGCGCUUCCACCAAAUCUGCCAAGUCAGAGGUGUCAGCCUCCAAGGAGGCCCUCCAGGCCAUGAUACUGAGCCUGCCCCGAUACCACUGCGAGAACCCGGCCAGCUGCAAAUCCCCCACCCUCUCUACUGAUACCCUUCGAAAGAGGCUCUACCGCAUCGGCCUCAACCUCUUCAACAUAAACCCAGACAAGGGCAUUCAGUUCCUGAUCUCCAGAGGCUUCAUCCCUGACACUCCCAUUGGUGUGGCUCAUUUCCUCUUGCAGAGAAAAGGACUUAGCAGACAAAUGAUUGGAGAAUUCCUGGGAAAUAGUAAGAAGCAAUUCAACCGGGAUGUCCUGGACUGUGUGGUGGACGAAAUGGACUUCUCCAACAUGGAGUUAGAUGAGGCUCUGAGGAAAUUUCAGGCCCAUAUCCGGGUCCAAGGGGAGGCCCAGAAGGUGGAGCGGCUCAUCGAAGCUUUCAGCCAGCGCUACUGCAUGUGCAAUCCUGAGGUGGUCCAACAGUUUCACAAUCCUGACACCAUCUUCAUCCUGGCCUUUGCCAUCAUCCUCCUCAACACGGACAUGUACAGCCCCAAUAUCAAGCCUGACCGGAAGAUGAUGCUGGAGGACUUCAUCCGGAACCUAAGAGGUGUGGAUGAUGGAGCUGACAUACCCCGGGAGCUGGUGGUGGGCAUCUAUGAAAGAAUCCAACAGAAGGAACUGAAAUCCAAUGAGGACCAUGUCACCUAUGUGACCAAGGUGGAGAAGUCCAUUGUGGGCAUGAAGACAGUGCUGUCAGUCCCACACAGACGCCUGGUCUGCUGUAGCCGGCUCUUUGAAGUCACUGAUGUGAACAAGCUCCAGAAGCAGGCAGCUCACCAAAGGGAGGUGUUCCUCUUCAAUGACCUGCUGGUGAUCCUCAAGCUUUGCCCAAAGAAGAAGACCUCCUCCACGUACACUUUCUGCAAGUCCGUGGGCCUGCUAGGGAUGCAGUUCCAUCUUUUUGAGAAUGAGUAUCAUUCCCAUGGCAUCACACUGGUGACCCCAGUGUCGGGUUCAGAAAAGAAGCAGGUAUUACAUUUCUGUGCCCUGGGCUCAGAGGAGAUGCAGAAGUUUGUGGAAGACUUGAAAGAAUCCAUUGCUGAGGUCACAGAGCUGGAGCAGAUCCGAAUUGAAUGGGAGCUGGAGAAGCAGCAGGGACCAAAGACUCUUUCAUUUAAGACCAGUGGAAUUCAGCCUGACCCACAAUCAAAGCAAGGAUCUCCUACAGCCACCAAAAGGGAAGCUGCCGAGAAGGCGAUGGACAGCACAGUAGAGGUGUCAAUUCACAACAGGCUUCAAACGUACCAGCACAACUCCAGGCUGGGGUCCGAGAAGGGAGUGCCGCCGCCGCCGCCACCACCACCACCACCACCAUCGCCAGGCUUGCCGCCUAACUCCCCAAGGGACCUGCUGCCGCAGCCGCUGCCGCCGCCGCCACCCACCCCCCCAGGGACCCUGGUGCAGUGCCAGCAGAUUGUCAAAGUCAUUGUCCUGGACAAGCCCUGCCUGGCCCGCAUGGAGCCCCUCCUGAGCCAGGCUCUCACCUGUUACGCCUCUUCCUCAGAUUCUUGCAGCUCCACUCCCCUGGGAGACCCUGCCACCCCAGUCAAGAUCAUCCACCAGCCCCCCCUCCCUCCACCCCCUCCUCCUUAUAAUCAUCCACAUCAGUAUUGCCCUCCGGGCUCUCUACUCCAGCAAAGGAGGUACUCCAGUGGUUCCAGGAGCUUGGUGUAACCGCUGCCCCUCUCCCGUUCACUCCGCCACCACCCGCCAUGAAUCUGGCUCCCCCAACAGCGUACAUUUCCUUCCCACUCCCCAGUAUGUUCCUAAACCUCUCCUGGGAGCUCCGCACCCCUACAUGGCUCCCCACUCUCGCCCCAACAGAAAUGCUUAGCUCCUGACUAACGCCCACAGUAAUUUUUAAAGAAAAAAAAAAAGAUCAAUGGUUCCUGGUCUCCCUCUCCCAAUCCCAUUCUUCUCCCUCAAACCAAACGGCUUUGCUGAACCCCGAUACCUGGGAAACCCACCUCAGGUCUCUCUCUUCCCUCCCCUCAUAUUCUAGUUCCUUCUUCUUCCAAUGGCCACAUUUCCACCGUCCAACUUGGACUAGAGGCUUACUCCCCAGCAGGAAUUCAAAUGGAGGGGAGUUCCUCCAUUUCCCACCCUGGCCUUUCCUUCUCCCUCCGCAAAGGUGAGGGAUGAGUGAGCCUGGAGCCAUUGUUUUCUUCCAGUAGUUGGGAGGGGUAGGGUGGAGACAGAGGAGAAGGGACAUGGCUGGCAGCAAGCCUGAAAGCUUGCUUGGCCAAGUACUUGUGGGAGUAAGCAGAACUGGUCCUGUUGGGACAGAGGAGGACUGAGCCAUUCCCUCUUGCCUCUAGAGAAGCCAGCCCUAUACACUUGAUACAAAUCACCAAAAUUAGCUUCUAGGACCGCAGAGCUAGACAGGACCUCUAAGACACAACUAGUCUAUCCCUCCUGCCUUCAGGCAAAACUACACCCAAUAGAUGCCAACUUAACAUUUAUAAGACCCGUCAAAAGAACGACCAUGACUUUCUUUGGUCACUACUCUAGAGCAGUAAGUUCUUGCAAGCCAGAUCCUUUUUUGUGAUGUCCUCAGAGAAGAAUUGUCUUUUGUAGAAUACUAGUAAUAGCUCACACCUCUCUGACACUUUGUGGUUUACAAAGAGCUGUUCCUCCCCACAAACCGUGAAUUAAGUAACACAUGCUUUAUUCCCAUUUUAUAGACGAAGAACUUGAGGCUUAGAAAACUGAGUUGCCUUGCCCAUAGUCACAUAGCUAGGGUCAGUUAAGACAUAGAGCCAGGGCCUUUGACUCUAAAACCAAUGUAUCUGCCCCUACACCAUGAUGUCUGACCUUUGCUCCAUCCCACCUCCAUCUUUGAGCCCAAUAAACAAGCAAUGUAUGGGGUAAGAGGUUGAGAUGAUGACCCUACCUAUAGGUGAUAGGUAGCAAAACUUGGAAUGAGGCAAACUUCCCCCUACAGCUUCUUCCAAAAUCCCAGCUCCUAAUGCUGGAUCAGGGUCAAGGCAACAGAGGUUUGGAGGAAGGCUGAAUAGCUCCCCCUAAAUAGCUCCAUCCAAAUGACCUGGUCCUUUUAGAACAAUCUGACCCUGAUGUCAUCACCCCUGUUUCUACAACCUUCUGCCAAGUCUCUGUCUCUUCAACUCCUUGACCCUAACUCCCAUCCUCUUAUAUCUGGCCCUUUCUUUCAUUUCUUAUGAAUCCCAGCCUAUUAAAUUAUAGGACCCUGGGACUCCUCUGUGAACAGAAGUUUGGGUUUUUUUCUCCCUUUUCACAUCGACCCUUCUGAAAAUUAUUUUUCAGUUUAGGUAUGAACUUCUCCAUCCACUGAUGAAGCAGGGAGGCAGGAAUCACUUUUUUUUUAAACCCUUACCCUUAGAGUCAAUACUGUGUAUUGGCUCCAAGGCAGAAGAGUGGUAAGGGCUAGGCAAUGGGGGUCAAGUGACUUGCCCAGGGUCAAGGAAUCACUUUUAAAGCAAGGAAAUCUAGAUUUCCCCUAUUGGCAUAGAGAGGGGACAGGUAUACCCAAGAAGUGAUGGGCAGCUAGGAACAAUAGGCAAGGGGAAAGAAUUAUAAAUGGGAAGCUGAGCCAGAAGGAAAGAAGGAAGAUGAGAAUUGAGGAAAUGGUUAAUAUAGAAGGGUCAUGAAUAGGAUUGACUAGAAUCAGGACACAAAGAGUGGAAUUAUGAAAAAGAGAUCUAGACAGACUAGAGUAUUGGACCAUCUAAUAAAAUAAAAUUUCAUUUUUGUAAAGUCUUACAAAUGGGUUAAAAAAGAACCUCACAAAUACAAGUUGGAGAUUUAGCUAGACAGCAGUUUAUAUUAAAACUGGAGGUUACUGAACUGCAAAUUUAAUAUAAGUCAACAGCAUGAUAUGGUAGUAAAAAAAAAAGAUUCAAAGCGAUUUUUGGUUAAGACAUAUGGGAUCCAGGGAUAGGGAGAAGAUAUUAUCUAGUCUACUCUGCCCAGGUCAUACAGUAACUGAAAUAUUGUGUUCAAUUAUGAGUGUCACAUUUAAGAAGGAUAUCGGUAAUCUGAAGUGUUUAGAGGAAGGCAACGAAGAUGGCCAAAGGUCUCAAGAACAUGCCAUCUGAGGAUUAGUGGAAGGAACUGAGCAUUUUUAUUCUGGAAAAGAGAAGAUGAGUAAAACAUGAAAGCUGCUGAAGGGCUGCUUUGUGAGUGAAGAAUUAUAUUUACACUGUUCAGUACCAGAGGAUAGAACCAGGAACAGUGGGCAGAAGUUGCAAAUAGGCAGAUUUGGACUUGUCAGGAUAAAACAGACUGAUCCAGAAGUGAAAUGGGUUUCCUUGGGAGAAGUUAUAGGCUCCUUUGAUGCCUUUAAGAAAAGACUGAUCAUCAGUCAGAGAAGCUGUAGAGGAGAUUCUUAUUUGGGCAUGGAUUAAACUAAAUUAAACUAAAACUAUGGCCUCUGAAGUCCCUUCCAACUUGGACUUUGUGACCUAACCAAAAUAAUGGGCUGAUUUACAAAUGAUGGCAGAAAGCAGGAAAGAAUCCUGUGGAAUCAUGCUUAACAGACAGGGCCUGGGACAUUAAUGCAGUUGAUUAUUCUCUUUCCCUUCCACCUUUGAACACCUCUAACAACUUAAGGAUUCAAUUAGCCUAUCUGUAGUCCCCUCUCCCCCUUCUAAUGACCGGAUGCUCCUCCUAGAGUCUCUAAAUUUAUUGGCAAUAAUUUCCGAAUUCCUAAUGGUCCUUCCUUUCUCUAUUUUUCCUGUCCUAUCCCUUGCGGGUGGGAGGAGUAAUCCUAGCCACAUAGACCUUAAUGAGCUAGAAAGGACUUCAGAGGUCAUGCCACCUUACUUCACAUCCCAGAUGAAGAAAUUGAGAUCAAGAGAAUGGAGGGGUUAGGAUCUGAGAUUUCUGAACCCAAAUAUGAUGCUCACAGGUUUUGAACUGGAAGAGACCUUAAAGGUCAACAGAUCCAGUGCCCUUGUCUUACUAAUGAAGAAACUGAGAUCCCAGAGAGGUUAAAAGGUUUGUCCAAGCUCAUAAAAGCAGUAAGUGGCAGAGCUGGGAUUUGAAUCCAGGUCUUCCAACUUCAAAUUGCAUGUCCUUUCUAAUGUACCCCACUCCCUCUCAUUACUUUUUUCCACCACAUAAGAAAGAAUGACAAAAUCAAAAAUUUGGAAGGAACCUUAGAGCCUCUCUAGUCCCAUACCUGAUACAGAAUCCUCUUUGUAAUAUCAUUGCUAAGUGUUCCUUCAACAGCCACAUAAAGUCCUCUGAUGAGGAAGGAACCCUCCACCUCCUGAGGCAGCUCAUUCCACUUUGAGUUAGCUCUAAUUGUUGAGUUUCCUUUUGACUCCAUGCAACUUUCACCCAUUCCUCCUGUUCCUACCCAGUGAGGUUUAUCAGCUCUCUUAAAACACUUGAAGACAGCUAUUCUGACCCUAUUUCCCCUACCACUCCAAAUGCUUUUCCAAACUAAGUAUUCCUAUGCUCAUAUGGCAUAGUUUCCAGUUAGCUUACCACCCUGGGGACCUUUUCUACAUGAAUGGAUGUCAGUGUACCCCCACUUCAAGUGGUCAUGUUGGUCCCAGGUCAUGUAGGAAGUCUACAAUAGAGGGGGGACUAGAAUUCAAGAGACAUGAAAGGCCCAGGGUCUGAGAAAUCUGGACCAGAUGCUGACUGUGCUGCUAGUAAUGUCUACAUCCUGCACAAGGUAUCCUCCACAUCCACACUCUUGAAAAAUGGGACAGAGUCCCUAUAUCAAAUUUUAUGAUCUCUCUUCCCCUCUGUCCACAACUGUGGACAAACCAUCCUACCUGCCCAUGUCUGCACCUGUGUCACCAAUUUCCAUAGCCAAGCUCCUUGAGAUCUGACCUAUUCCUCAGCAUUAAACCCCUGGGUUGUUCCUCCUCCAUGCUAGUAGCUCUCUAAGAGCACCAACUUUGGCAUCUUUGGCCAGGGUUAAGGCAGGAUACUUCCUAGAGUACACAUUCGGGGAUGGGUCUUAAAAUAUUCUUCUAAGACUGUCUUCCUUACCUCCUUCCCUCUCCUUGGCCACAUGCACAUAGGAUCCCUGACCAAGCACCAGGAUGUUACACACCAGGUUUGGGCUUUAAUAUUCUUAAUCUUCAUCUGAAAGAGAUAAGUAUAGCUUAACCUCUAGGAUACUGAGUAAGAUUAGUACCACCCUCAUCUCUGUUUCUAAGCCUUACCUGUCUCUGAUUUCAGAGAAGAAAAACAGCUUUGCUGUCCCUUAAACCACCUAAUGUGCUCACAGUCACAUAUGAAUUAAUUGUGCCCAACACCAAUCCUAGAGUAAAAACUAAAGGUCAGUUUCCACCAGGGAAAUUCCCAUCUGUCCUUUCCACUCACUCUCAUUUCCCCAUCAUCAGGCAGGACUCUGACAAUCAUAGGGAUGAAAGGACUUAGAGCUGUAAGGGGCCCUAGAAACCAACCCCUCAUUUUACCAAUGAGGAAAUGGAGGCCCAGGAAGGUGAAGUCUGGGCUGGACCAGUUUGUCCCUCUCCUAACUUUACCACACCUUUAGAGUCCUCAGACACUCCUUACCCCAGCAACCCUUGACCCUGCUCUUGCACAACCCAUCUGAAUGUUUCUCUAUAGCCAACAGAACCCAGCAGCCUAGGUGUAGGCAUCUGCCAUCUGUCUCUCUGUGUCCUGCUGUACAUAUGUCCUUGCCACCCUUCACCCCAUAAGAGAGAAGCCUCUCUAGGGAAAUGUGGGGUGACAACACCAUUAAAGAAUCCAAAUGGCAAAUAUUUUGUAACAAAAUAGCCCAGAGGUAUUUUAGCUGUUCAAAUCAUAGAGUUUUAGAAAUUAUAUUGAGAUAUGUCACUUGCGCAAA
Messenger RNA from Monodelphis domestica (gray short-tailed opossum), 8895 nucleotides. It is a transcript of the gene IQSEC3, whose product is annotated as IQ motif and Sec7 domain ArfGEF 3. The record is from RefSeq and is a predicted model, not a curated record. Gene Ontology annotation, molecular function: guanyl-nucleotide exchange factor activity. Gene Ontology annotation, biological process: actin cytoskeleton organization; regulation of ARF protein signal transduction. NCBI's taxonomy places the organism in Eukaryota, Metazoa, Chordata, Mammalia, Didelphimorphia, Didelphidae.